AGGAAGAGUAGGAAAAGUAGUCUACACGAAAGGGAGUCAAUUUAGCCUACAAUUUCUCGGAGAAAUUCCGCGACUGUUCUGCUGGACACAUGCACGAUAUAUAAUACUUAGUUGUUUGGAAGAUGACACGUUUUUUCGAGUUGGACAGGUACAGUAGUACUACAUUUAUAAAUUGUUUUUAAUGACGUUUUGUUUAGAACUAUAGUGGUCGUGGACCGUGGGAGUGCGACGCUCACAUUCCUUUCUAAUCCAUUUAUAAACGGUGAAGUUUUCAAGAGGUGCACCCACAGUGAGUAGGCUAUUGUUUUGUUGAAAUUAUGAACAUAAAACACGAAUCUGUGAUAAAUUGAGUUGCUACAAAUACUGCAUCGAUACACUUAUUCAUAGUUUUGUCUCUACAACGUUGUCUUUGCAAAUUCUAGGCUAGCUAACAAUUUGAGAUCUCAUAGCCUACAGCAAACUAGGCGUAUUUACCAUACAUGCAUUAUUACUUUUUAAAAGUGUAUAGUCAUUGUGUGAUAGGCAGACAUUAAACACACAUGUUCGGGUGAUGCUUGGCCGCAAUGCAAGUCGUUUUUCCCUCAAGGCUAUACAUGCGUCUGUAAAGUAGCCUACUCGGUUUAUUACAUAGUCCGGUGUAGCUCAGUUGGUAGAGCAUGGCGUUUGCAACGCCAGGGUUGUGGGUUCGUUUCCUACGGCAGACCAGUAUGGGAAAAAAAGAAUGUAUGCACUCACUAACUGUAAGUCGCUCUGGAUAAGAGCGUCUGCUAAAUGACUCAAAUGUAAAAUAAACUGUUAUAAAUGCAGUUCGCAGAUUUGUGUUGGAGGUAUGUAGAGUACAUUUUACAUUUUACAUUUUAGUCAUUUAGCAGACGCUCUUAUCCAGAGCGACUUACAUAUUUUUUAUUUAUUUUAUACUGGCCCCCUGUGGGAAUCGAACCCACAACCCUGGCGUUGCAAACACCAUGCUCUAUCAACUGAGCUACAUCCCUGCCGGCCAUUCCCUCCCCUACCCUGGACGACGCUGGGCCAAUUGUGCGCCGCCCAUGAGUCUCCCGGUCGCGGCCGGCUGCGACAGAGCCUGGAUUCGAACCAGGAUCUAGUGGCACAGUUUUGCACUGCGAUGCAGUGCCUUAGACCACUGCGCCACUCAGGAGUAGGCGUGAGUCAUGGGUUGAUUGCCUUGUUAUUCCGUUGGGAACUGGCACGGUUAAAGUGCCAAUAUGUAACUUUUUGGGCGACCCGAGCAAAUUUACAUAGAACUGUGAGUUAUAGAUCUAUCAUUCUACUUGAAAGCAAGUCUAAGAAGCGGUAGAACUGUUCUAUGUCGUAAUUCUAUACUUACCAUUCUUACGUUUUGUUUUUGCAUCUUUUACUUUCGGUUUCAAACAGCUGAAACAACAAUAUUUUUGGUUAUAGAAAAUAUACUUCACAGCGGUUUAAAUGGUACAAUAAUAAUUCUCUACACUAUCCUAGAUUUUUCUAGUCACAAACUGAAAUUAGGCGAAUUAUUGGCGUUUUAGCAACCAGGAAAUGGCGGAGCGAUUUCUGCAUAGUGCGACCACAGAUAGAACAAUGACACAGAUAUUUCACCGGAUGUAUAAAUGUGAAGCAUCCGCUUGGCGUUUCCACUCACAAAUAUGGUAGUGAGAGGAAGCCCAGUGGCCGGCAGUGGGAGAAGAUGGAAGGAGAUUAAUUUUGCCCGACAUUCUGCAAAUGUUCUCAUCAAUGAAACAUUUGAUAUCAGUACAGUUUUCUGUUCCCAAAACUAGAAUCUGCUAUGAACAGAGUGGACUACGUUUUGUAGACUUUACCCUUUGCCAAAGUUUAAAAAAAUCGCGAUGUUUAGAAGGAGUACAAAGGCGAAUUGAGUUAUUGCACACAUGCAUUUUACACAGUAGGCAUUCCCUAACGGAAAUAUGCAGAUGCAUGCUAGGACGGGCCAAUAGGAUCUCAAAUUAAAUAUUUUCACAUAACAUGGAAACAUAUGUAAAUAGGCUGGUCAUCUAGGUUUGUACCAGUAGACUUUCCAUCACCAUGAAGAAAAACAAUCCAUAGUACAGUAAUUGAGUACAUUGAGACAUCGAGUGGCUUGUGAUGGAUGAUGUAGCUCAGUUGGUAGAGCCAUGGUGCUUGCAAUGCUAGGGUUGUGGGUUCGAUUCCCAUGGGGGGGACCAGUAUGAAAAUGUAUGUACUCAAUACUCUAAGUUGCUCUGGAUAAGAGUGUCUACUACCAUUAUUGGUCGCUCAAAAUGACGGGUGUUGUAGAAAACAAAGUCAUCUCUAACCAAUCAGAGUAUCAAAGCCAAUUACACAUUUUCCAAACGCUGCUUUACCCACGUGUGUUCUGGCUCUGGCCCAACCUAUUGGUUUCUGGGACCUAUCAGAACGGUUAGAAUGUGUUUGUUCUAGAAAUCGUUGGGGAGGUACUCCGAUGGGCAGUGCUAUCUGGGAUCCUUGGGACAUACACUACCGGUCAAAAAAAAGUUUUAGAACACCUGGUCAUUCAAGGGUUUUUCUUUAUUUUUACUAUUUUCUACAUUGUAGAAUAAUAGUGAAGACAUCAAAACUAUGAAAUAACACAUGGAAUCAUGUAGUAACCAAAAUUGUGUUAAACAAAUCAAAAUAUUUGAGAUUCUUCUUUGCCUUGAUGACCGCUUUGCACACUUGACAUUCUCUCAACCAGCUUCAUGAGGUAGUCACCUGGAAUGCAUUUCAAUUAAAAGGUGUGCCUUCUUAAAAGUUAAUUUGUGGAAUUUCUUUCAUUUUUUAAAUGCGUUUGAGCCAAUCAGUUGUGUUGUGACAAGGUGGGGGGGUAUACAGAAGAGAGCCCUAUUUGGUAAAAGACCAAGUCCAUAUUAUAGCAAGAACAGCUCAAAUAACCAAAGAGAAACAACAGUCCGUUACUUUAAGACAUGAAGGUCAGUCAAUACGGAACAACGCUAUGAUGAAACUGGCUGUCAUAAGGACCGCCACAGGAAUGGAAGACCCAGAGUUACCUCUGCUGCAGAGGAUAAGUUACCAGCCUUAGAAAUUGCAGCCCAAAUAAAUGCUUCAGAGUUCAAGUAACAGACACAUCUCAACAUCAACUGUUCAGAGGAGACUGCGUGAAUCAGGCCUUCAUGGUCGAAUUGCUGCAAAGAAACCACUACUAAAGGACGCCAAUAAGAAGAAGAGACUUGCUUGGGCCAAGAAACACGAGCAAUGGACAUUAGACCGGUGGAAAUCUGUCCUUUGGUCUGGAGUUCAAAUUUGAGAUUUUUGGUUCCAACCGCCGUGUCUUUGUGAGACGCGGUGUGAGUGAACGGAUAAUCUCCGCAUGUGUAGUUCCCACCGUAAAGCAUGGAGGAGGAGGUGUUAUGGUGUGGGGGUGCUUUGCUGGUGACACUGUCUGUGAUUUAUUUAGAAUUCAAGGCACACUUAACCAGCAUGGCUACCACAGCAUUCUGCAGCGAUACGCCAUCUCAUCUGGUUUGCGCUUAGUGGGACUAUCAUUUGUUUUUCAACAGGACAAUGACCCAACACACCUCCAGGCUGUGUAAGGGCUAUUUGACCAAGAAGGAGAGUGAUGGAGUGCUGCAUUAGAUGACCUGGCCUCCACAAUCCCCCGACCUCAACCAAAUUGAGAUGGUUUGAGAUGAGUCGGACCGCAGAGUGAAGGAAAAACAGCCAACAAGUGCUUAGCAUAUUUGGGAACUCCUUCAAGACUAUUGGAAAAGCAUUACAGGUGAAGCUGGUUGAGAGAAUGCCAAGAGUGUACAAAGCUGUCAUCAAGGCAAAAGGUGGCUACUUUGAAGAAUCUCAAAUAUAAAAUAUAUUUUGAUUUGUUUAACACUUGUUUUUGGGUACUACAUGAUUCCAUAUGUGUUAUUUCAUAGUUUUGAUAUCUUCACUAUUAUUCUACAAUGUAGAAAAUAGUAAAAAUAAAGAAAAACCUUUGAAUGACUAGGUGUUCUUAGUGUACCUACCCUACCCUAACUUUAACCCUUAAUGAACCCCAUCGUUAACCCCCUAACCUUAACCAUUUUACACUGAACAAAAAUAUAUACAUUUUCUAUACCCUCAAAAAUCUGAUUUCUCUCAAAUUUUGUGCAGUAAUUUGUUUAAAUCCCUGUUAGUGAGCAUUUCUCCUUUGCCAAGAUAAUCCAUCCACCUGACAGGUGUGGCAUAUCAAGAAGCUGAUUUAAACAGCAUGAUCAUUACACAGGCGCAUCUUGUGCUGGGGACAAUAAAAGGCCACUCUAAAAUGUGCAGUUUUGUCACAAUGCCACAGAUGUCUGAUGUUUUGAGGGAGUGUGCAAUUGGCAUGCUGACUGCAGGAAUGUCCACCAGAGCUGUUGCCAGAUAAUUUAAUGUUCAUUUCUCUACCAUAAGCCACCUCCAACGUCGUUUUAGAGAAUGUGGCAGUACGUCCAACCGCAAACCACAUAUAACCACACCAGCCCAGGACCUCCACAUCCGGCUUCUUCACCUGUGGGAUCGUCUGAGAUGAGCAACUCGGGCAGCUGAUGAAACUGUGGGUUUGCACAACCAAAACAUUUCUGCACAAACUGUCAGAAACCGUCUAAGGGAAGCUCAUCUGCGGGCUUGUCGUCCUCAUCAGGCUUGACCUGACUGCAGUUCACCUCAUGUUUCAGCGUGAUAAUGCACGGCCCCAUGGGGCAAUGAUCUGUACACAAUUCCUGGAAGCUGAACAUUUCCAAGUUCCUCCAUAGCCUGCAUACUCACCAGACAUGUCACCCAUUGAGCAUGUUUGGGAUGCUCUGGAUCAAUGUGUACGACCACGUGUUCCAGUUCCCGCCAAUAUCCAGCAACUUCACACAGUCAUAGAAGAGGAGUGGGACAACAUUCCACAGGCCACAAUCAACAGCCUGAUCAACUCUAUACGAAGGAGAUGUGUCGCGCUACAUGAGGCAAAUGGGGGUCACACCAGAUACUGACUGAUUUUCUGAUCUACGCCCCUACCUUUUUUUAAAGGUACAGUGCAUUCGUUAAUUAUUCAGACCCCUUCCCUUUUUCCACAUUUUGUUACGUUACAGCCUUAUUCUAAAAUUAAAUGCAUUUUUUUCCUCAAUCUACACACACUACACCAUAAUGACAAAGCAAAAACAGGUUUUUAGAAUUUUUUUGCAAAUGUAUUAGACAUGAAAAACAUUACAUAUUUACAUAAGUAUUCAGACACUUUGCUAUGAGACUGAAUUAAGCUCAGGUGCAUCCUGUUUCCAUUGGUCAUCCUUGAUGUUUCCACAACUUGAUUGGAGUCCACCUGUGGUAAAUUCAAUUGAUUGGACAUGAUUUGGAAAGGCACACACCUGUCUAUAUAAGGUCCCACAGUUGACAGUGCAUGUCAGAGCAAAAAAAAGCCAUGAGCUCGAAGGAAUUUUCCAUAGAGCUCCGAGACAGGAUUGUGUUGAGGCACAUAUCUUGGGAAGGGUACCAAAACAUUUCUGCAGCUUUGAAGGUCCCCAAGAAGACAGUGGCCUCCAUCAUUCUUAAAUCAAAUAAGUUUGGAACCACCAAGACUCUUCCUAGAGCUGGCCGCCCGGCCAAACUGCGCGAUCAGGGGAGAAGGGCCUUGGUCAGGGAGGUGACCAAGAACCCGAUGGUCACUCUGACAGAGCUCCAGAGAUCCUCUGUGGAGAUGGGAGAACCUUCCAGAAGGAAAACCAUCUCUGCAGCACCUCACCAAUCAGGCCUUUUGGUAGAGUGACCAGACGGAAGCCACUCCUCAGUAAAAGGUACAUGACAGCCCACUUGGAGUUUGCCUAAAGGACUCUCAGACCUUGAGAAGCAAGAUUCUCUGGUCUGAUGAAACCAAUAUUGAACUUUUUGGCCUGAAUGCCAAGCGUCACGUCUGGAGGAAACCUGGCACCAUCCCUACGGUGAAGCAUGGUGGUGGCAGCAUCAUGCUGUAGGGAUAUUUUUCAGCGGCAGGGACUGGGAGACUAGUCAGGAUCAAGGGAAAGAUUAACGGAGCAAAGUACAGAGAGAUCCGUGAUGAAAACCUGCUCCAGAGCGCUCAGGACCUCCGACUGGGGCGAAGGUUCACCUUCCAACAGGACAACGACCCUAAGCACACAGCCAAGACGACUACGCAGGAAUGGCUUCGGGACACGUCUCUGAAUGUCCUUGAGUGGCCCAGCCAGAGCCCGGACUUGAACCCGAUUGAACAUCUCUGGAGAGACCUGAAAAUAGCUGUGCAGCGACGCUCCCCAUCCAACCUGACAGAGCUUGAGAGGAUCUGCAGAGAAGAAUCUGAGAAACUCCCCAAAUACAGGUGUGCCAAGCUUGUAGCGUCAUUCCCAAGAAGACUCAAGGCUGUAAUCGCUGCCAGAGUUGCUUCCACAAAGUACUGAGUAAAGGAUCUGAAUACUUAUGUAAAUGUAAUAUUUCUGUUUAAAAUUUUUAAUUAUUAUAAAUUAGCAAACAUUUCAAAACUUGUUUUCGCUUAAUCAUUAUGGGGUAUUGUGUGUAGAUUGAUAAGGAAAAAACUAACAAUUUUAAUCCAUUUUAGAAUAAGGCUGUAAUGUAACAAAAUGUGGAAAAAGUCAAGGGGUCUGAAUACUUUCCGAAUGCACUUUAUGAACUGUAACUCAGUAAAGUUUUUAAUGGUUGUGUUUUUAUAUUUUUGUUCAGUGUACAUUCAAUGUGGUAGGGACGUCCCAAGGAUCCCGGAUAGUAAGGGCCGUACUCGGAUCCAGACUCAUUGUGUAGAAGCAACUAACGUCCGUGGGAGUGACGUAGCGUUUGGCCAGAGCAAGUAGUUUGGGUAGCCAGGCAACAUCGGUUGGCUAGUUGUCUGGCAUUUGAGCUGAAAAUUCAAAGCAAAACAUUCACAUUGAGUAUCUAUUUCCACCCCUAAUUACCACAUUCCAUGGUGUUUGUCUUUGUUGAAACAUUAAUGCCAAAGUGAAACAAAUGUUUAUUUUUAUAGUUACAUUCAAUUGCAAAAUUUAAAUCCCCUACUUGGUUCAAGUUGACAUCCUGUAGUUGUCCCAACAGUCUCUAUGCUGCUAUGGUAGCCUGUUGCUGAUGCUGCAGAGAUAACCGAGCUCUCAGGCAGGCAGACAUUGAACCACCGGGACCAGGGCAGGACCAGGGAUGACCAACAGACAGUCAGACGGCUCCAUGGGCGACCAGACCUCCCUCCUGCUGGAGCGACGCUUCUCUUCCGACCUGCAGCUGGACUGCGACUCGAUGGACAACCACCACGGCCAACCGCAGGGCUCACCCACGUCCCAGGCCGAGCCCUCGUUGGCCGAAGUCUCCAAGGGGCGGAUGCCAGUGGUCCUGAGCACUCAGAGUGCUGCGGCACGGAAGCUGGGCACCCAGCAGCUCAUCCCCAAGAGCCUGGCGGUGGCCAGUCGGCCAAAUAAGCCCCGCCACCACACCACCGUGGUCACCUUCCCCUUGGGUCUGGAGGCCGCCUCCACCACCUCCUCCUCCAGGAGCCGUCACUCCGCCAUGGGGCCUGACGUGUCCUGGGAGGACUACGACAGCGACGGGGAUGGCGUCUCACUGAGGAGGAACCGCAGGAACCAGUCGUACCGGGUGGCGGUGACCAGCCUCGACAUAGACGCCAUGGCUGGGAACCACGGGGGCGCAAACACGCUCAUGCCCGUAAAGGAAGACAGCAGAGCCUCCAGCCCAGGGCCGGCACGCGGUCCCGGACGCAAGGCAAGUGGGAGCGAGUCGCUGGCUUAAUUCCAUCUCUAGCCCCCUGCUAUGCCCUAGGGGUAGGCAACCCUGGUCCUGGAGCGCCACAGGCACUCUGUGUUUUUGAUUGAACAUGUUUGCUUUAGACCUGGGAGACCAGGCCUGUUGAAAUUAUCACUGAAACUGGGGGGGGGGGGAUUGGUAGAAGACUACUGUGGUUCUGGAAGGGAUAGUUGUAUCAGACACCUCACUCCUCAGUUAGUGUCUAUCCAGAAACCUAGCUGUCUUGAGUCAUCAGUGCCAAAGUGCUGGUGAUAAGUCCCUCAGUUAGAAGCCUUUUUAGUUAGAAUGAGGUCAAAUUUCCAGGACAACUUCCCAUGCAUAAACUGUUAGUGUUGUCAGUCGAGGAAGUCCACCUGCACUAUGGUUUUAACAUGGAGCAAAACAUACUGACAAAAUUGAGAGAGAGAGAGCGCCAUGUCCUUCUAUGGAGGCCCUCUUCCCCCCUUCAUUCCUCUAAGAUAUACAGUAUGUGAUCGUAUACCAAUGUAAGCAAGGUUUGAAAUAUUAUAUAUGUUUGCAAAUUGACCGCAAGAAGCCCAGUCUACAAAUUAUUUGUAAUUAUGUUCCAGCCCCCUGACCAUCUGCUCAAUAACAAAUCAUCCUGUGGCUGAAUCUAGUUGAUGAUCCCUGCUCUAUGAUUAACUAAUGUUGUGUUUCCACCAUCUCCCUUCUAGAGAACCUUGGGGAGAAAGAGGAACCAGAAGCACGGGGGCUCAUUCAAAGACGGUACUUAUGUGUCACUCCUCCCGGCUGACAGAGCUUUGUCCCUAGAGAUGCAGAUGACUAGUCAUGCCAGUGUAUUUCUGCAUACGUUUGUGAAAGAGCAGAAACAGACACCCAGGCUAGCAGAUGACAGGAAAAUAUCAAAUGGCAAAAAACUGCUAGCAUCUGGGUUAUUCGAUUAAAAAAUGUAUAUGGCAAAGCCAGGAGAUGAACCGAAAUUCAGUUCUUAAAUCGAUAAUUGGCCAUUAUUUCUUUCAAGUGAAGAUUUCUCAAUCAUUGUCAUUUUCAAUUCACUUCCUGAAGUUCAAAUGGAAUUGGUUGACCUGUAUUCCUGGUUAGCAUGUGGCUUCGCCCUGCAACGAGCCAUUGUUUACAGACAGAUCGCUCGUUGCAGAAGCUUCCGUAGCCUGGCGUCCUUGAUCAACCAAAUCUAAACUAUUCGGUUUCACCAAAAUAAUGUUUUAACGGUACAGAGGCAUAUCCAGUAUCUUUAAGAACAAUACUUAAAAUUCGUCUGGUUGAAUGUGUCCUUCGCUAUCAAAUAAGCGUUUAAAACUUGUUUUUAUCCAGGGUAUCCCAUUUUCAGCCUGUACAAGUGGGAGAUACUAAUUUGUGACUGCGUGUUCUAAAAUGGACAACAAUGGCAGCCCACAGUUGGAAAAUGGGAAACCCUGGACAAAAACAUGUUUUAAACGCUUAUUUUAUAGCGAAGAAAAUAUUCAACCGGACUAUUUGCACCCCCCCCCACCCCCCCCGCACAUUGACUCUGUACCGGUACCCCCUGUAUAUAGCCUCACUACUGUUAUUUUACUACUGCUCUUUCAUUAUUGGUUAAGGGCUUGUAAGUAAGCAUUUCACUGUAAGGGCCACACCUGUUGUAUUCGGCGGAUGUGACAAAUAAAAUUUGAUUUGAUUUGGAAACGGUAGCCUCAAGGAGGCUACAUAGAACGCAACAGAAUAUCUCUCAGCUCUAAAUGCACUCAGCAUACCAAAUAUUUGGAAUAUCCUGCAUUUUAAUAUGCUCCAUUUUCCUCUUCAUUUUUAAUCACCAUUGGUCAUUCCAUUUCUCAUUUAAGUACGUUAACAUGCACACUAAUAAUUCGAUAUUAAACUGAUUAAGGCAGAGUAUGGUAUUAGUCAUGUAAACACCUUGAUCUGCUUAUCUUAAUCAGGGUAAGGUCAUAAUGGAAGUAAACAUAUGCCGAUUAAAGCACCUGGUUUUCUGAGCAAUCUUUUGAAUUGUUAGGAUAUGGCGCUGGAACGCUUAAUCGGUGUUCCAGCUGUGUAUUUGAUCUGUACACAUGCCAGCACCGGUAACGCAAGCCUCCCUCUUGUGCGCAAGUAAAGUGAGUUUGGAAAAACGUAUGCAUCUUAGAAUCAAACUCAGAAUCAAAUAGUCUUCGCAAAAAUAACAUGGUCACUGGUAGAACGUUUAUUUUGAUUGCCGAUUUUCUGCAUGUAUUAAAAGGCCCAUCAGUACCCUGAUUUCAGUUGUGCCCAUGUAUACAGGAAAUUGUUCUUGCAAAGCAUGUAAAUGUUUUAAACAAACUAUUAUAUUAAUCUGACUAUCUACAAUAAUUGUAUUAUCCAUGCGGAAUGUGUCAAAUUAAGUGUUCUUAAUGACAGUGAAGUGAGGACUUCAUACAUUUCCACAUUUUCCAUGUCAGUGUCACAUAACUACAAAAGCCAUUUCAACAUUGCAUGGAACAAUAAAGGUAUUCCAAUUCGAUUCUCUUGCCCGCAGAUCCUCGGCUGUACCAGGAGAUCAGGGAGCGGGGGCUGCAGCCCACCGCUAUUGCGGAGGAGGAUGACUUUGUCCAUGUGGAGCCACCCGGGGAGGACCAGGCCAUCGUGGUAAAGAGCUACAGGCCAGCGCAGGUCACCUGGAGCUCGCUACCACAGGUAAGCAGGGAGGAGCAGAGGGGUCUCCCAGGCCAGGGGGGGCUGGUAGGGGCACAGAUGUGGGGUCCGAACCCUAACAGCAGAUAUCUGUGUGACUGUGCAUCAACACCAAACUUUGGCACGGAUCAUACGCGUGAAAGAAGGCAGUAAAAGGGAUGGUUUUCUGACAUUUUAACCCAAUCUUAACUCCUCGAGGCAAGAAAACAAUUAUGUGGCUGUCUUAGAAUUUUAAUUCAAGCUCUACGGAAAGCCUUGUGUAGUAAACAAUACAUGGACUGUAUGAAAAUGUGGCCUAAAAACAUCCUAAAAUAACUCACACACUUCAAUUCAACUUAUAUUGUGACUAUCACUCGAAGAUGUGUGUUUAGACUUAAAAUUAAAGAUUUUAGGAACAGAACUGUUAUAUUUGUAUUUAUUUUAUUAUUUUUCUCCCCAAUUUCGUGAUAUCCAAUUACGAUCGUCUCAUCGCUGCAACUCCCCAACAGCCUCGGGAGAGGCAAAGGUCAAGUCAUGCAUCCUCUGAAACAACAUGACCCGCAAACCGCGCCUCUUAACACCCACCUGCUUAACCCGGAAGCCAGCCGCACCAAUGUGUCGGAGGAAAUACUGUUCAACUGACGACCAAAGUCAGCCUGCAGGCGCCCGGCCAGCCACAAGGAGUUGUUAGAGCGCGAUGAGCCAAGUAAACUCCCCCUGGCCAAACCCUCCCCUAACCCGGACGACGCUGGGCCAAUUGUGCGCCGCCCUAUGGGACUCCCGGUCAUGGCCGGUUGUGACACAGCCUGGGAUCAAACCCGGAUCUGUAGUGAUGAGUGCGAUGUAGUGCCUUAGACUGCUGCGCCACACGGGAGGCCAGGAACAGAACUGUUAUCAACAAAAGAAAUAUCGCCUAGUCCCAUGAAGACGAAUAUACUGUUUUAAAUUAAACGGUGGUAUUCUAUUUGAACCAUUUAUUUAUGAACGAAUUCAAAAGAAACUCCCCAUUUCAUUAAGAGUAUGAAUGGAAUUGAGCCUCUAACUCUGCAUAUUACAACAUUUUCAGGGCAAUUGCAUUCCCAUAUGGAUACAGUUUGCUGACUGAGUGCUCUGUCAUACUGCUUAAGCAACAUAUUACAGUUUUAUGAUGUUGUAAUGCCAAUGACUGUGUCAGUUUAUGUACUAAUCAUUUUGCUGUGAACGUCUUCCUCUAUGCCUCAGGUGAAGGAUACCGGCAUUCUUCAGAUGAUCUCUGCUGAGGAGCGGAAACGACAGGAGGUAAGGGGCUGUGUGUGUUGAGUGAGUUUACAGCAGGCUCUUUGAGAGUGCCUGCUCUGGGACUCUUUAUUGGUAGUCAGAACACACUAUUGUCUAAAUAUCAAAGUCCACCGGUACGCUCUCUGUGUGCUAAAACAGCCACACCCUCUAUUUGUUGGCCACCUUAGUCCCUCCACUCCCGCUGGCUAACCCUGUUAUAUCAAUAGCACUAUCACUCUUCUCAAAAGUCUUAGAAGCACCUAGCUGAGUUUCAAACUAGAUUUAUCAGUGAUACAUCUUCUGUAAGGUGAAUGCGUAAAGUUAUAGCUAGCUUAUGAACUAUUAGUCCAUAUAUUUGAUUGGAUUAAAGUUUCCAGGAAAGUGUCCUUUGGAACCAACAACCAUUGUAAUGUACAGGCAUGGCUCUCUAUUGCGUAUGAAUUGGACAUGGUCCAUUCAAAAUGGUAAAAGAUGUCUAACAUUUUGUUCCCAUACAAGUUGGGAACACAGUAGUAGACGUCAUUAAAAUGAAAAGUGUUCUUCAAAGUACCGUUUCACCUUUCAGCGACCUUUUGGUUUCCAAACAAGUGGCCUUUGCAUCCCAUUCACGAUAUGAUUAUCCCAUUUAAUCCUUUAUACAUCUUGCAAGGUUAUUUUACUAUAACAGUUAACCCUAGGGACGCUUCUGUGAAUGAAACAAACUGAAUGGCGAAGCAACAUUCUCUAUCAUUGCUGUUGUUUGCUAAUUAUUGUUGUUAGCAGUAUGCGUCCAGCUUUAUCUUUGAAUGCUGAUCUGCUCCAACCUGGUCCCAUGUUUCAUGAGCUGAAAUAAAAGAUCCCAGAAAUGUUCCAUAUGCACAAAAAGCUUAUUUCUCCCAAAUUUUGUGCACAAAUUUGUUUACAUCCCUGUUAGUGAGCAUUUCUCCUUUGCCAAGAUAAUCCACCCACCUGACAGUUGUCACACAACACAAUGCCACAGAUGUUUUGAGGGAGUGUGCAAUUGGCUUGUUGACUGCAGGAAUGUCCACCAGAGCUGUUGCCAGAGAAUGCAAUGUUAAUUUAUCUACCAUAAGCUGCCUCCAAUGUCCAACCGCCCUCACAACCGCAGACAGUAACCACGUCAGCCCAGGACCUCUAAAUCCGGCUUCUUCACCUGUGGGAUUGUCUGAGACCAGCUACCCGGACAGCUGAUGAAACUGUGGGUUUGCACAACCGAAUAAUUUCUGCACAAACUCAGAAACCGUCUCAGGGAAGCUCAUCUGCGUGCUCCUUGUCCUCACCAGGGUCUUGACCUGACUGCAGUUAGGCGUCGUAACCGACUUCAGUGGGCAAAUGCUCACCUUCGAUUGCCACUGGCACGCUGGAGAAGUGUGCUCUUCAUGGAUGAAUCCCAGUUUAAACUGUACCGGGCAGAUGGCAGACAGCGUGUAUGGCGUCGUGUUGGCGAGCGGUUUGCUAAAGUCAACUUUGUGAACAGGGUGCUCCAUGGUGGCGGUUAUGGUAUGGGCAGGUAUAAGCUGCGGACAACGAACACAAUUGCAUUUUAUCGAUGGCAAUUUGAAUGCACAGAGAUACCGUGAUGAGAUCCUGAGGCCCAUUGUCAUGUCAUUCAUCCGCCGCCAUCACCUCAUGUUUCAGCAUGAUAAUGCACAGCCCCAUGUCGAAAGGAUCUGUACACAAUUCCUGGAAGCUGAAAAUGUCCCAGUUCUUCCAUGGCCUGCAUACUCACCAGACAUGUCACCCAUUUAGCAUGUUUAGGAUGCUCUGGAUCGACUUGUACGACAGUGUGUUCCAGUUCCCGCCAAUAUCCAGCAACUUUGCACAGCCAUUGAAAAGGAGUGGGACAACAUUUCACAGGCCACAAUCAACAGUCUGAUCAACUCUAUGCGAAGGAGAUGUCGGGCUGCAUGAGGCAAAUGGUGGUCACACCAGAUACUGACUGGUAUUCUGAUCCACACCCCUACCUUUUUUUAAAGGUAUUUGUGAACUGAAUAUCUGUAUUCCCUGUCAUGUGAAAUCCAUAUAGUAGGGACUAAUGAAUUUCCUUUUAUGAACUGUAACUAGGGCUGUUGCAGUGACCAUAUUACCGCCACACUGGCAGUCAUGAGUCAUGACCGCAGUAAAAUUCCACGUGACUGUUGAGUCACGUAAUCUCCGUUUAUGCACUCUGGACAUGCUUUGGUAGUAACCAACUUGCUAAUGACCAUCAGGUCCUAAUGACCUGGGACUCAGGGCUCUAUUGUCCCUCUAACCACUCUGACAUCAAUGCAAAUGCAAUCAAAAAUCAAAUCUAAAACCUAUCAAAACAGUAGGCCUAUAGUACUUUUAAAACUCACCUUACAGUGAUGAUCAAUUUGAAGAAAGAACUUCAACAGCAGGUUGAAACAGUGUAAAACAUGGUUUUUGUGGAUGUUGUUUCAAAGCCAAACACAACUAAAUGGACAGCGCUUUCUAAGGUGAUGAUUAAUUCAAAACCACCAUAUGCAUAUUAGAGCUUAUACAUAGGCUUAUGAGCCGAAGCCCAAAGGAAAAACACUGAAUUUAAAAAAUGAUGAUUGUUCCGUUAUACAAUACAUAGCCUACUGCAUAUUAUGCAUGGGAGAAAAACAUAAAACAAACUGAUUUAAGAUGUCUUUGGUUCAUAAUUGGUCUAGUCUAUACUCCAAAACUAAACAAAUUAGAGUAAUCGCCGUUGAGUGUGGACUGUAUUAUUAUGCAUACUGGAUGGACUGGUUAUCUUAUGCUACGCUCCAAAAUGUCUAUCCACGAAUUUGGGAGAGAAUGUAUAUGUGAUGAGUGUGAUGGAAAGGAGUCAGGCGCAGGAGGGUAAUCACCGAAUACAGAGUUUAUUCCUUCGUAGACACACAUGCGCUCAAAUAGCGAUCAAUGAAACAGGCACAGGGGAAACUAUCAUCCCUGGCAAAUACACUGUAAUGAAUAUCCAAUAAUACAUAUGCACAGGGGAAAAUCUACCGUGGCAACACAAUGUACGAGUAGCUCCACCGAGCUACACUACUCUCACAAAUAACAAUCACCCACAAGGACAAGGGGGCAGAUGGAACACUUAUGCACAGACUAAUUAGGGGAUAGGAACCAGGUGUGUGUGAUUGACAAGACAAGACAAUUGUGAUGAUGAUUGGGGCAGCAGUGGUUAGUAAGCCGUUGACGACGAACGCCGAAACCUGCCCGAACAAGGAGGGGGGGCGGCCGAAGUCGUGACAGUACCCCCCCCCCCCCCCACCCCCCCCGCCGGAUGGCGACAGUGGAAAUCCCGCAACAGGGAGGGAUCGAGGAUAUCCCUCACCGGGACCCAGCACCGUUCCUCCGGACCAUACCCUUCCCACUCCACGAGGUACUGAAUGCCCCCCACCCGACGCCUCGAAUCCAGGAUGGAACGGACAGAGUACGCCAGGGCCCCCUCGAAGUCCAGUGGAGGUGGAGGAACCUCCCGCACCUCAGACUCCUGGAGCGGACCAACCACCACCGGCCUGAGGAGAGAUACAUGAAACGAGGGGUUAAUACGGUAAUCAGGGGGAAGUAAUAACCUAUACGUGACAUCGUUGAUUCUCCUCAGGACUUUGAACGGCCCCACAAACCGCGGGCUCAGCUUCCGGCAGGGCAGGCGGAGGGGCAGAUUCCGGGUCGAGAGCCAGACCCGAUCCCCCGGUACGAAGACCGGGGCCUCACUGCGGUGACGGUCAGCGUUGACCUUCUGACGAUGCACGUCUCCUCCGCGCGCCGAAACCAGUCAUCCACCACAGGAGCCUCGGUCUGGCUCUGGUGCCACGGUGCCAGAACCGGUUGGUAACCUAAAACACAUUGGAAUGGUGUUAGGUUAGUAGAGGAGUGGCAGAGAGAGUUCUGGGCAUAUUCUGCUAAAUGACUAAAAUGUCAAAUGUAAUGGCAAGAACACCGACCACUCCCCCGGCCGGUCCUGGCAGUAGGACCGCAGGAACCUACCCACAUCCUGAUUUACCCAUUCCACCUGCCCAUUUGACUCUGGGUGGAACCCAGAGGUCAGGCUGACCGAGACCCCCAGACGUUCCAUGAACGCCUUCUAAACCUUGGACGUGAACUGGGGACCUCGGUCGGACACUAUAUCCUCUGGCAUCCCGUAGCGCCGGAAGACGUGAGUGAACAGGGCCUCCGCAGUCUGCAGGGCCGUGGGGAGACCGGGCAGAGGAAGGAGGUGGCAGAACUUGGAGAAGCGGUCCACAAUGACCAGGAUGGUGGUGUUACCUUGGGAGAGGGGAAGAUCAGUAAAAAAUCAAUACUAAGGUGAGACCUUUGUCGUUGUGGAACUGGUAAAGGUUGUAGCUUACCCGCUGGGAGGUGCCUAGGUGCCUUACUCUGGGCGCACACCGAGCAGGAGGAGAUGUACCCCCUCAUGUCCUUAGCCAAGGUAGGCCACCAGUACUUUCCGAUCAAGCAGCGCACUGUACGACCUGGGUGACCAGAGGAGGGUGACGUGUGUGCCCAGAAGAUCAGACGAUCACGGAUAAGAUCAGACGAUCACGGAUAAGAGCAGGCACGUACCGCAGCCCAGCUGGACACUGUGGUGGAGAUGGAUCUGUGCGUAAUGCCUGCUCUAUAUCCACGUCCAUCGCCCAUACUACCGGCGCCACAAUGCGGGAGUAUGGGGGUGUUGUCUCUGGGCCUCUCCUGUGUCAUACAGCCGGGACAGUGCGUCUGCCUUCACGUUCUUCGUACCCGGAAUGUAUGACAGUGUAAAAUCAAACCGGGUGAAGAAUAGGGCCCACCUGGCCUGGCAAGGAUUCAGCCUCCUCGCUGCCCGGAUGUACUCCAGGUUACGGUGGUCCGUCCAGACGAGGAAAGGGUGUUUUGCCCCUUCGAGCCAAUGCCUCCACACGGUCAAAGCUCGGACAACAGCUCCCGAUCUCCAACAUCGUAGUUCUGCUCUGCCGGGCUGAGCUUCUUAGAGAAGAAGGCACAGGGGCGGAGCUUGGGUGGCGUGCCCGAGCGUUGGGACAGGACAGCGCCUAUCCCUACCUCGGACACAUCCACCUCCACUACGAACGGUAGUGAUGGAUCAGGGUGGACCAGUACUGGAGCUGAAGUGAACAGACCCCGCAGUCUCCUGAAGGCCAGGUCAGCCUAAGCAGAGCAGCGGAGCUGGGACGGCCCACCCUUCAACAGGGAUGUAAUGGGAGCUGCAACCUUGCAAAAGCCCCGGAUAAACCUCCGAUAGUAGUUGGCAAAGCCAAGGAGGCGCUGCACCUCCUUAACCGUGGUUGGAGUCGGCCAAUUACUCACGGCUGAAAUGCGAUCUCCCUCCAUCUCCACACCUGAGGUGGUAAUGCGGUAUCCGAGGAAGGAGAUGGACUGCUGGAAAAACAUACACUUCUCUGCCUUGGCAUAAAGGUCAUUUUCCAACAGUCGGGCCAGCACUUUGCGAAUCAGGGACACGUGCUCGGCGCGAGUAGCGGAAUACAUCAGGAUGUCAUCGAUGUAGACCACCACACCGCGAACAAGCAUGUCCCGAAACACCUCGUUCACAAAGGACUGGAAGACGGAUGGCGCAUUCAUCAAACCGUAGGGCAUCACCAGGUAUUCAUAAUGCCCCAUGGUUGUGCUGAAUGCUGUCUUUCACUCAUCCCCCUCCCGAACACGCACCAGGUUGUAUGCACUCCUGAGAUCUAGCUUAGUGAAGAAGCGCGCCCCAUGCAUUGACUCAAUUACUGAAGGAUUGAGGGGGAGAGGAUAACUAAAUCUAAUCGUCUCCUUGUUCAGUGAUCGAUAAUCAAUGCACGGGCACAGAACGCCGUCUUUCUUCUUCACAAAGAAGAAACUCGAGGAGGCGGGUGAAGUGGAGGGACGUAUAUACCCCUGGCUCAGGGACUCGGAGAUGUAUGUUUCCAUAGCCUCCGUUUCAGCCUGCGACGGGGUACACAUGACUCCUGGGAGGCACAGCGUCUACCCGAAGGUUUAUCACGCAAUCCCCCGCCCGAUGAGGUGGUAAUUUAGUCGCACUCGUCUUUGAAAACUUGUGCGCCAAAUCGAGUUAUUCGGGGGGAAUGCGCACAGUGGAGGUACCGUCUGGACUUUCCACCGUGGUUGCACCAACGGAAACAUCUAGACACCAACCCUGACACUCACGACCACCCAGUGAGAGCCCUCUGCGGCCAUGAGAAGGUGGGGUUGUGGAGUGCUAGCCAAGGGAUACCUAAUACCACAGGGAAAGCAGGAGACUCAAUAAUCGAAAAAUUACCUGCUCAUAAUGUGUCUCCUGGGUGAUCAUGGUGACUGGUAUAAUGACUUCCAUAACAAACCCAGAACCUAAUGGUCGACUAUGGAGUGCUCUGAUGGGGAGUGGAAUUGAUAGGGGAACCAAUGAAAUGCCAUGACGGCGUGAGAAUGCCCUGUCCAUAAAGUUCCCAGCUUCGCCUGAAUCGACUAGCGCCUUACACUGGGGAACUACCAUGUGAUCGGGAAAGUGGAUAGGUAGGGUACAGUGCGCAGCAGAGGGCUCUGAACAAGUGUGGGUGUUCAAUACCUGGGGUGAUGCGAGAGUGCCCUGCCUGCUGCUUCCAGGCCCAAAAUAACAUUGACUACGACGUGUGGUGUACUGUCCCUUCGUGCCACCAGAGUGGCACUGUCGCUGUCCUCCUCCGCUCUCUCGGCCGGCGGCUCCACCCAGUUCCAUCGGUUCGGGAUCCGAGUCGUCGUCCGGGGUGGAAACGGGCAGACCCCUACCAGGACGUACUCUGGCUUCCAGCAGGUUGUCCAAACGAAUGGCCAUGUCCACCAGUUUAUUGAAGGACAACAUGGUGUCCCGGCAGGCUAGCUCACGUCGGACGUCCUCCCGCAGAUGGCACCGGAAAUGGUAGAUCAGGGCCCGCUCGUUCCACCCGGACCCCGCUGCCAGAAACUCCAACGCGAAGUCCUGCGCGGUCCUCGUCCCCUGCCUCAGGUGGACCAGCUGCUCGCCCGCCUCUCGACCCUCUGGCGGGUGAUCGAAGACCGCCCGAAAGAGGCGAGCGAACUCCCCGUAGUCCUCCAACGCGGCUCCUCCUUCGUUCCACACCGCGUUGGCCCACUCCAGGGCUUUCCCACAGAGGCAGGAAACGAGGACGGACACCUUCUCCCGCUCCGAUGGCGCCGGCCUGAUGCUGGAGAAGUACAGCUCCAUUUGGAGGAGGAAUCCCUGGCACAGCGCCGCCGUCCCAUCAAACGCCCGUGGUCGGGAUAUCUGGAUCCCUCCGGGUGCUGGGGUGUAGGUGGCUGGAUCCGGUUGGCCAGCUGGUCUCGACAGAUCGGGUCCUCUCCAGGCGUUGGACGACCUGAAGAACCUGAUCCAUCGCUUCCCCCAAGCUGGCCAGCAUCGUGGAAUGCUCUUGGACCCGUGCCACGACUCCAGGCAUGCGCUCUUCUCCUGCUGACUCCAUAGCGGGUGGGUGAUUCUGUGAUGAGUGUGAUGGAAAGGAGUCAGGCGCAGGAGGGUAAUCACCGCAUACAGAGUUUAUUCCUGUGAAUAGUUAUGCACGCUCAAGUGCUGUUUUUUUUGGUGUUAUUUCUUGUUUGUUUCACACACAAAAAAAAAUGUGCAUCUUCAAAGUGGUAGGCAUGUUGUGUAAAUCAAAUGAUACAAACCCCCCAAAAAUCGAUUUGAAUUCCAGGUUGUAAGGCAACAAAACAGGAAAAAUGUAUAUUAAGUUGGUUUAUAAUACUUUUUUAAAAUGUAGAUGUUCUAAAGGCGCACAUCAGCUGCUUGUAUGUGUGGAGGCCUGUAGAUGCUAAACUUGUUUAUGUUAAUUAACGGUCAAUUACCGAGACCGGCAGGCUUUUGCAUGACAAUAACUGGCUCGCCACAGCCCUAACUGUAACUCAGUAAAAUCUUUGAAUUUGUUGCAUGUUGCAUUUUUAUAUUUUUGUUCAGUGUAGUUCACUAGUGUUCAUUGCACAAUACAGGUCUUCUGGGUUUUUUUGGGGGGGGGGGAUUCUCCCUGCCAUAUAAGGGGUGCUUUUUUCCCACUGACAUUCUCUCACGUGGUUUUGGCAGGCCAUCUUUGAGAUCAUCACCUCGGAGUAUUCGUACCUCCACAGCCUCGGCAUCCUGGUGCGCCACUUCAAAGGGAGCGCGGCGCUGCGGAAGACCAUGACUGCCACUGAGCACCACCACCUCUUCUCCAACAUCACUGUAAUCGAAGGUGUCAGCAAAAGGUACUAUAUUUCUCCGGACUCCAAUUGGAGACCGCUGGGUUAGGAUGGUCUCAGUUUGAAGGCCACGACAUUUCGAUCUGGCCUGCAGUUGGAAUAGUGAGGUUAUUUAGUGGGAAACAUUAAUCUGGCAAAUGGGGCCGUAGUUUAUAUACCUUUUAAUGGACACAUUAAUGCAGACUGUUUGCCUAAUCCAGACCGCUAUGUGCUUUAGUAGUCAACUCCUCUGAAUAUCGUUGGGGUGGCCAUACAUACUAGGGCUGGGAAUUGCCAUGGACCUCACGAUACGAUAUUCUCACAAUAUUUAGGUGCCGAUACGAAAUGUAUUGCGAUUCUCACGAUUCUAUAUGUAUUGCCGUUCAAUACUGUGAUUUUAUUGUGAUUCCAUGGUCCAAACAUAUAGCUCACCAUAUGUCUGCUGCAGAGUGAUGAGUGAGCCAUGAGAAAAUAAAAGAUACUGGAGUUUUGGUGCAGGUACAGCCAACUAACAUAUUGUCAAAGCGAUACGAUAUACAGUGGGGAGAACAAGUAUUUGAUACACUGCCGAUUUUGCAGGUUUUCCUACUUACAAAGCAUGUAGAGGUCAGUAAUUGUUAUCAUAGGUACACUUCAACUGUGAGAGACGGAAUCCCCCCCCAAAAAAUCCAGAAAAUUACAUUGUAUGAUUUUUAAGUAAUUAAUUUGCAUUUUAUUGCAUGACAUAAGUAUUUGAUACAUCAGAAAAGCAGAACUUAAUAUUUGGUACAGAAACCUUUGUUUGCAAUUACAGAGAUCAUACGUUUCCUGUAGGUCUUGACCAGGUUUGCACACACUGCAGCAGGGAUUUUGGCCCACUCCUCCAUACAGACCUUCUCCAGAUACUUCAGGUUUUGGGGCUGUCGCUGGGCAAUACGGACUUUCAGCUCCCUCCAAAGAUGUUCUAUUAGGUUCAGGUCUGGAGACUGGCUAGGCCACUCCAGGACCUUGAGAUGCUUCUUACGGAGCCACUCCUUAGUUGCCCUGGCUGUGUGUUUCGGGUCAUUGUCAUGCUGGAAGACCCAGCCACGACCCAUCUUCAAUGCUCUUACUGAGGGAAGGAGGUUGUUGGCCAAGAUCUCGCGAUACAUGGCCCCAUCCAUCCUCCCCUCAAUACGGUGCAGUCGUCCUGUCCCCUUAGCAGAAAAGCAUCCCCAAAGAAUGAUGUUUCCACCUCCAUGCUUCACGGUUGGGAUGGUGUUCUUGGGGUUGUACUCAUCAUUUUUCUUCCUUAAAACAUGGCGAGUGGAGUUUAGACCAAAAAGCUCUAUUUUUGUCUCAUCAGACCACAUGACCUUCUCCAGAUGGUCAUCCAGAUGGUCAUUGGCAAACUUCAGACGGGCCUGGACAUGCGCUGGCUUGAGCAGGGGGACCUUGUGUGCGCUGCAGGAUUUUAAUCCAUGACGGCGUAGUGUGUUACUUAUGGUUUUCUUUGAGACUGUGGUCCCAGCUCUCUUCAGGCCAUUGACCAGGUCCUGCCGUGUAGUUCUGGGCUGAUCCCUCACCUUCCUCAUAAUCAUUGAUGCCCCACGAGGUGAGAUCUUGCAUGGAGCCCCAGACCGAGGGUGAUUGACCGUCAUCUUGAACUUCUUCCAUUUUCUAAUAAUUGCGCCAACAGUUGUUGCCUUCUCACCAAGCUGCUUUCCUAUUGUCCUGUAGUCCAUCCCAGUCUUGUGCAGGUCUACAAUUUUAUCCCUGAUGUCCUUACACAGCUCUCUGGUCUUGGCCAUUGUGGAGAGGUUGGAGUCUGUUUGAUUGAGUGUGUGGACAUGUGUCUUUUAUACAGGUAACAAGUUCAAACAGGUGCAGUUAAUACAGGUAAUGAGUGGAGAACAGGAGGGCUUCUUAAAGAAAAAUUAACAGGUCUGUGAGAGCUGGAAUUCUUACUGGUUGGUAGGUGAUCAAAUACUUAUGUCAUGCAAUAAAAUGCAAAUUAAUUACUUAAAAAUCAUACAAUGUGAUUUUCUGGAUUUUUGUUUUAGAUUCUGUCUCUCACAGUUGAAGUGUACCUAUGAUAAAAAUGACAGACCUCUACAUGCUUUGUAAGUAGGAAGACCUGCAAAAUCGGCAGUGUAUCAAAUACUUCUUCUCCCCACAGUAUAUCGUCAAAAAUAAUAUCCCGAUAUGUAACUAACGAUUUUUAUUUUUAUCACUAAUACAUAAUAGUCAGAGCUGAGCAGUUGGCUGAAGCACAUGCAUAUCUGGACUAGGCUAGCACUAGGAGAUCUCACCAUAGGCAUCAAAUUCCACAAACCGAGUAGCUGGAGGCAUUCAGAAGCGCAGGCGGAAACAACAACAACAACAACAACAUGCUCCUUGACCCUCAGCUGUAGGUUGUUGUUAGUCAGUCAAGUCAUUCAUUACUUAUGAAGGGGUUAUUCCAUGUGUGUGACUUUGAAGGUGGAAAUCUUUAUUUCAAUUAUCUUGCUCGAUCUCUGAGAAACUACAGGCCAUCUAAAGAGUGAAUUUGCAUCUUAUCUGAGGUUCAAUGAAAGCUAGCAGACCAGGCGCUUCUAGCUAGGACUAGUAACACUCACAGAUAUACCUAGAGCAAAAUGAUUGAUGUUAUCAAUGUUUUGGAAAUGCUUGUAUGGACAAACAUUGAAACAACAUCUGUGAGAAGAAAAAAUCUGUCCGUAAUCUAGUAGUUAAAUACUUUUACUAUUAUUCCCAUUUAGAUUUGGUUGUUUGCCCAGCUUAAAGGUUCACAAUGGGUUCAUUUAGGCUGCGUUUACACAGCCAGCCCAAUUCUGAUAUUUCUUUCACUAAUUGGUCCUUUGACCAAUCAGAUCAGCUCUGAAAAAGAGCUGAUGUGAAAAGAUCUGAUGUGAUUGGUCAAAAUAUCAAUUGGUGGGAUAGAAGAUAAGAAUUGGGCUGUCUGUGUAAACGCAGCCUCAGAUACAUGAGCAUGAGCAAGUCUCCUGGAAGGACUCACGGGACUUGUUUAGACACUGGCUCAACCAGUUCUACUGCCUAGUAGGUCGGGUGGUAUUCAGCAGAGCUUUAUGAUGAUAAUGUCACUGAAAGCAGGUCGUGUUCAAAGCAAGGCUACAUUGUUAUUGUUUGUUACUGCUGCUUUUUGAAUGAAAAUGGAUCUAGUCUCUGUCUGCGGCAGUUGCACAAAUUAUUAUGCGUAGCUAUGUGGCUGCCCACAGUUGAAAUUGAAUGGAAAGCGCUCAGUUGUAAUGAAACUGACAGGUGUAAUUUGUCUUGACAGGGUUUGCUCAACUAGCACCCAUUCUGACCUUCUUAUCUCCCUUCGGUGUGUGUGGGAGUGUGUGUGACAUUGCUUCCUCAGUUGAGCUGUUGUUUUGGGUGUCAGUUUACUCACGGUGUACUCACAGAGUCCCUGUAAUGGGUGGGGCUGGAAGGAAAGCUACAGUUGUAUUUUAAUUAAUGUGCACUCUGAGAUAGUGGGAGAUACAUUUUAUUACCACAGGAUGCUUUUUGAAAGUGGACAAACACAAUUCUUUUUGCACCAUUUGCUAUCUCCAAUAUCUCUUCGCCGCCCCUGGGUGCACAUAACCCCGCCCCUGGGUGCACAUUUUGUUUUUUGCUCUAGCACUGAUUUUAAAAUAACCAACUAAUCAGCAAGCUUUGAUUAUUUGAAUCAGCUGUGUAGUGCUAGGGCAAAACCCAAAACAUGCACCCAGGGGGCCCCAGGACCGAGUUUGGGAAACCCUGCAUUAAGACAUGCUAGCAGUCUCAGGUGUUGAAAUACAAAAGUCAAAGCAAUCAAAAGAUCACAAGCGCCAUUUUCAGGGCAGCACUAAGAGGUAAAUUACAACCUUUGUACAAUGCUACUGCUGGCUGCGCUUGGACAAUUCUCCACGAAACUGCCUUAGUCACUGCGGUUAUUAUUAAACGGCUGCUCAGGUACAGGGAGAGAGUGGGAGAAAGGAACAGUUAUGCAUGUGUUCUGUUCUCGACAGGUUUUUCGAGGACCUUGAAAGGCGUCACCAUGACAACGUGGUGAUCCAGGACAUCAGCGACAUAGUGCAGAACCACGCCGCCCACCACUUUUCGCCCUACAUCGUGUACUGCUCCAACGAGACCUUCCAGCAGAGGACGCUGCAGACGCUGCUGUGAGUAGGGGACAAAAAGGGCCUUGUUGAAAUACUUCAGAAAUGCUUCCUUCCUUCCAAGUACAGAUUUUGUAAGUGAUUGGAUAGGUGUACUCUCACCAAGCUAACUAAUUCAGACCUGUGAUUACAGCAAUGAAGGUUGAAAAUAAAUACGCAUUUCUGAAGUAUUCGAACAGGGCCCAUAACAGAAACCCUGAUAAAAUACUUUUAACAUGCAUCCCUUUGUCCUCCUUUCAUUGAAGUAAUCAAAUCACCAAAUCUAAAAUGGUUGGCUAAAUGAAAGCAAGGUUUUUCACUACGCAGGUUACACCAAUCCAGUCAUGUCGCAUCAGUGAUUGGGCUAAGUGUUAAAGGAUAAUGCAAUGUUGAAAUUAUUCAAACAUGACUUCUAGUGGCUUCCUUUCUUCAUCUCCUCUCCUCGUGUGUGUGUGUGUGUGUGUGUCUGUCUCUCAGAACGAGCAACACUGCCUUUAAGGAGGUGCUGAAACGGAUUGAGGGGAGCGGUGAGUCCCAAGGCCUGCCCAUGAUCUCCUUCCUCAUCCUCCCAAUGCAGAGAGUCACCCGGCUGCCGCUGCUACUAGACGUAAGUCCCUCACGAUUCCUCUGAUGGGAGUCAACAGGUGAAUCUCAAAAGUCUGUCUUGAUUCCUCGCGUCCUCUCUCCUUGCCUCCUUUUCAAAAGGUCAGGGGUAAGCUAGGAGAAAAUUGGAGGUAUUUUCCUCUGAUCUCGUCAUUUGCCUCAAAGAGAAUGGUCUGUGAGAUUCAUCCAUUGCUGAAUGGCUAUGAUACACUGCAGAGAGUCCUUGGGCGCUUCCCAAUGGAGAGAUUUUACACCAGACCAAUAACAGUCAAAGCCCUGACACUGGUAUAGGAAAGGGUUCUCCAACUCCAGUCCUGGAGAGAGCUGCUGGGUCUGCAGGCUUUUGCUCAACACCAGCCCAACACUCCUUAUUCAACUAAUUGUUUAGUUGAUUAUUUGAAACAGAUGCGUUAGUGUUGUGCCGGAAUGAAUGCCUGCACACCCUGUACCUCCACUGGACCAGCAUUGGAAACCCCUGUUGUAGAGGGAUUGGGUAUCCGUACGGCCAGGAGUUUCUCCUAUCUACGUGACCAGAAAAAAACGGAUUCUAGGCUAUUACUAUAGGGCCUAGAGGUUUUCCUUGUUCUAUUAGCUGAUCCAGCUAAUUCCCAGGAUAAACUAGUUCCGAUGUCUGGUAUCCAGGGGUUGAAAUCCGGUGGGACAAUAGUAGGUGGUUCUGUAGUAUUUGGGAGCGCCUCCCUUCCCCAACCUCAUCUAUCUCUCUCUCUCCCACCCAGACGAUCUGUCAGAAAACUCCAGACAAAUUGGCAGAGUACUUUGCUGCAGUGUGGGCCCUGAACGCCAUCAGUAAGGUAGGCCACUCCACGAACCCUGCAUGUUCAUUGUUGCGUCCGUCCUCCAACAUUUUAUAAACGUCGACUUUUUGAAAGCUUCACAGGGCCGGCAACAGACAUCCAUUUUGAUUUGUGUCAUAUUGUUCUAUACAUCUAUAAGUUAAUCGUGCAUGGUGUAUUUUUGGUAUGUUGCAGUCCGCUACAGCUGUACCCUGGUGCUGUACCAUAUGUUGCAGUACUACUACAGCUGUACCCUGGUGCUGUACCAUAUGUUGCAGUACUACUACAGCUGUACCCUGGUGCUGUACCAUAUGUUGCUGUAGCAACUCAGCCAUUUCAUGGUAACUUACAGUGCAUUCGGAAAGUAUUCAGACCCCUUAACUUUUUCCACAUUUUGUUACAUUACAGCCUUAUUCUAAAAUGGAUUAAAUAGUUUUUUCCCCCUCAUCAAUCUAUACACAAUACCCCAUAAUGACAAAGCAAAAACAUGUAUUUAGAAAUGUUUUCACAUUUAUUCAGACCCUUUACUCAGUACUUUGUUGAAGCACAUUUGGCAGCGAUUACAGCCUUGAGUCUUCUUGGGUAUGACGCUACAAGCUUGGCACACCUGUAUUUGGGGAUUUUCUCCCAUUCUUCUCUGCAUAUCCGCUCAAGCUCUGUCAGGUUGGAUGGGGAGCGUGUCCUUGGGGAGCUUCAAUGCUGUAGACAUUUUUUGGUACCCUUCCCCAGAUCUGUGCCUUGACACAAUCCUGUCUCGUAGCUCUACGGACAAUUCCUUCGGCCUGGUUGUUGCUCUGACAUGCACUGUCAACUGUAGGACCUUAUAUAUCAUGUCCAAUCAGUUGAAUUUACCACAGGUGGACUCCAUUCAAGUUGUAGAAACAUCUCAAGGAUGAUCAAUGGAAACGAUGCACCUGAGCUCAAUUUUGAGUCUCAGCAAAGGGACUGAAUACUUAUGUAAAUAAGGUAUUUAAACGUUUUUUACCUUUAAUAAAUUGGUAAACAUUUCAAAAAAACUGUUUUCGCUUUGUUAUUAUGGGGUAUUGUGUGUAGAUAGAUGAGGGAAAAAAAAUAAAAAAUCAAUUUUAGAAUAAGGCUGUAACGUAACAAAAUACUGAAUACUUUCUGAAUGUACUGUACAUUUCCUUUGCUGUGUGUUGGAUUACUGAGCAUUGCGCAACCAAAAACGAUCUGUAAAUAAAAUGUAUACAUUUUGUUACAUGUAUUCUCCUCCCAUCAGUUGGUGAAUAGCUGCAACGACGGAGCAAGACGAAUGGAGAGGACGGAACAGAUGUACACUAUUCAGAAGCAGAUGGAGUUUGGCAAGAUCAAGGUACGGCCAAGUAGACCUUCACUCACAGCACAACACUUCAAGAUUAGUAUUUGAUCCAUUUUCUUUUAAAUGUGUUGUGACAGUGUGUAAAAUCCUGUUAACACUUAAAGCUGGUAGGUAUGAUGCGUUACUACUCACUAUAAAUAUCUAUUAGCCUUUAUAAUGUCUUAUUAAAUACAUGCUUAUGACAAGUUGUAAUGCAUUAAAACCAUCAUAAUAUACAUUCCCGGCUUUAGUAAAGUGUUACCAAAAUGUUACCUUUAAAUAAACCUGAAUCUUGUCGCCUGUCCUCAGCCUUUCCCACUGGUGUCAUCGUCGCGGUGGCUGCAGAAGCGUGGGGAGCUGGCCGUCUGCACCGAGGAGCUCAGUAUCUUCUGGAAGGCCUUCAGCCACAGGAGCUACUACCUGUUUCUCUUCAACGACGUGCUCAUUGUCACCAAGAAGAAGAGGUGAGAGAGAGAGAGCCUUAGCCUCUGACAAUACCAAAAUACCAGUCUUUAUGGGCUGAGAUUCAAACCACCUUUUAAAAGUCAAGUGCAGUUUGAUGUCAGCGCAAUGUGGUUCGAUUGAAUUCUGGCCUCAUUCCAUAAAACAUUUGUCCCAAGGUGUAUUCUAGCAACAUGGCCACAUACAAUAGACAAUUCACAUUUUUAUAUAGCAGAAUACUCUAAUGCUGGUUUCGCGGUCGCAUCCAACUCAUUCAGACAUUCCAUUGAAGAGGAGUCCUCUAUCUGCUGUCCUUCAACUUAAGCCAGUGGAGACAGGUCAUGACCUCUGUGGGGUUUGAGUAGGGCCAGCUGGGAGAGGAUGGAGGGAGGGAAAGUGGAGCUGAGCAUGCCUGGGAUUCCUAAAACCCCCUUACACCAAGUCUGUUCAGCAGACUCCAGUCGACGUGUGUGUUUGCAUGCGCCUGAGUGUGAAGGCUAUAUCCAUGUCAACGCUGAGAGGAAGCGAUAUGCCAGUGUGCUGGUGUCACUUUCAAAACUGUAAGAUGGCCUUGUGACACAAUCUUCAGGUCACAAUGACUGUCUAGAAUAGCCUGGUCCCAGAUCUGUUUGUGCUUUUGCCUACUCCAUUGUCAUCGCAACUGUUGGAUCUUCCAGCAAGACAAUAACCCCAAGCACUAAUCAAAAUCCACAAAGAAAUGGUUAAUUGACCACAAAAUCAACAUUUUGCAAUGGCCACCUCAGUCUCUGGACUUGAACCCCAUUGAAAACCUGUAGUUUGAAUUGAAGAGGGCAGUCCAUAAGAGCAGAUGAAGGAUAUCAAGGAUCUGGAAAGAUUCUGUAUGGAGGAAUGUUCGAAGAUCCCUCCCAAUGUCUUAUCCAAUCUCAUAAAACCAUUUAUCCUCGCAAGAGUAUUGAAAACAGGUGGCAAUUUUGAACCAUAUGAGAUUUUUUUUGAUGACUUGUUAAACAAAAUCUCUUUCUCUGAGCAAUUGUAUUAGUAUAAAAUAAUAUAAUCCCCCCCCCCCUUUUUUUGGCAUACAAUAUAGCUCAGUUUUUGUGUUUUUUUUGCCCAUCUUUAUCAAGGGUGCCAAUAAUGAUGGACCUGAAUCUAUGUACAGGAAAUGUUACAAACACACAUAUACAUGUAAUACGUGUGUGUGUCCAGUGACGAGAGCUAUGUGGUGAUGGACUAUGCCACACUGGAGAACGUGGAGGUGGAAUCAGCGGAGGAGACUGAGGGACAGACGUCGCCACCUGCCAAGGGAGGCUGCGCCCACCUGUCUCUACGGCUGCUUAUGUCGAGGAACAGCGAGGGGAGACCGGAGCAGAUUGCGCUGGUCGCUGAGUCCAGGUGUCACUAGCUCUUAUACUCUCAUUCAGUCCAAUACAUGUCAACAACUUGUUAUAGGCAUGUGUGAGUCUUUAAUGUUUUAUGUUACCUGAAAAUUGAAUUUAGUCAGGAUCAUCAUAAGGUGGUUGCGCAUGCUUGUGACAAGACUUAAAGUGCAUUCGGAAAGUAUUCAGACCCCUUCCCUUUUUCUACAUUUUGUUACGUUACAGCCUUAUUCUAAAAUGGAUUAAAUAAAUCAUUUCCUCAUCAAUCUACACACAAUACCCCUUUUAUGGUAGAGUGGCCAGACGGAAGCCACUCCUCAGUAAAAGGCACAUGACCGCCCGCUUGGAGUUUGCCAAAAGGCACCAAAAGGAGACUCAAACCAUGAGAAACAAGAUUCUCUGGUCUGAUGAAACCAAGAUUGAACUCUUUGGCCUGAAUGCCAAGCGUCACAUCUGGAGGAAACCUGGCACCAUCCUUACGGUGAAGCAUGGUGAUGGCAGCAUCAUGCUGUGGGGAUGUUUUUCAGCAGCAAGGACUGGGAGACUAGUCAGGAUCGAGGCAAAGAUGAACGGAGCAAAGUACAGAGAGAUCCUUGAAGAAAACCUGCUCCAGAGGGCUCAGGACCUCAGACUGGGGCGAAGGUUCACCUUCCAACAGGACAACGACCCUAAGCACACAGCCAAUAUAACGCAGGAGUGGCUUCGGGACAAGUCUCUGAAUGUCCUUGAGUGUCCCAGCCAGAGCCCGGACUUGAACCUAAUCGAACAUCUCUGGAGAGACCUGAAAAUAUGUCUCCCCAUCCAACCUGACAGAGCUUGAGAGGAUCUGCAGAAAAGAAUGGGAGACUCCCCAAAUACAGGUGUGCCAAGCUUGUAGUGUCAUACCCAAGAACACUCAAGGCUGUAAUUGCUGCCAAAGGUUAUUCUACAAAGUACUGAGUGAAGGGUCUGAAUACUUAUGUAAUUGUGAUAUUUCCGUUUUUAUACAUUUGCAAAAAUUUCUAAAAAAACGUUUUUUGCUUUGUCAUUAUGGGGUAUUGUGUGUAGAUUGAGGGGGGAAAAAACAAUUAAAUCAAUUUUAGAAUAAGGCUGUAGCGUAACAAAAUGUGGAAAAAGUCAAGGGGUCUGAAUACUUUGCGAAUACACUGUAACUGCAUCAUAAUGCGUUAUUCCACAUGUUUCUAGGGAUAGUUUUAGCUUAAAAUUCGUUAACUGGUAAUUUAGCAACAACCAGAAUAUCAUGGCUAGCAUUUUUGGAGAAUGUUGUGGAAACAGAAAGUGGGGUCACCUUAUUUGGAUAGUCGAUCUAUAGAUGCUCAUACUAUCAGUUGAUAAGCAACUGCUUGCUACGGUUAGGUUUAGAAUAAGGGUUAAGGUUAAGUUCAGGGUUAGGAUAAGGGUUAAGGUUAGGGCUAGGGUUAAUAGAAAUCUUUAUUGAUAGUCUGUAGAGCAUCUUUACCGAAAGUGAAACUGAUUGUAUCAGUCUCCUCACCCGCAUUCCCCAUGCUUUGGAAUGCACCACUAACUGAUACAAUCAGUUUCUACUAACAAUGCCAUGUUCUUUAAUAAUUUGAGUGUCUGUGAUCUUUGUCUUCAUUUCAAGGGUUGACCGUGCUCGUUGGGUGAGUGCUCUCCGGGAGCACAAGCAGAUGGAGAACAGGACCAGUACAGAUGGUAGGAUUAUUAGAUGCAAUUUACCUAGAUUGAUGCUGAAUCGUCAGUGUUGGGGGAAGCUACUAUGAAAAUAUAGUUUACUAAGCUAUGCUAAAGCUGCCCUUAAGAAAAAUAUAGUUUUAACUGAAGUUACUUUGGAUCUAGUGAUCUACUUUUCAAACUACUUCAUGAAAAAUCAUAUGUAAAUCUGAAAAUAUCCUAGAUUACAAAUUGCAAAUAGAUUACUAUUGGGUCAUAUCUUAAUGUGUAAUUUAGCCUAAUUAAACACAAAUCUUUCAAGUGAGAAUUAGGCAGGUAUGAUGCCUAUAAAGGGUAUUAUUGCCCUUCUUCACCCAUAUUUUCUUUUUUUCAAAAAAGUAGUGUGUAGUUAGCUACACUGCUACAUUGCAAAUCAGUAAUUAACUACUGAAAACACUACCUAGAUAUUGAAUUUAGUUCAACUACCACCAAGCUACUGCAAAAUGUAGUUAAAUUACUAGUUGAACUAUACGUAGUUCCACUAGUCAUACACUGGAUAUUGUCCGUCUUUUGGCUAUUUACUGUAGAUAACAUAAGCAGUAUAUUUCAGUUUCAACCUUUUCUGAACUGCAGCACAACUUGAUGGAAUAAACUUUCCUGAGGCACACCUAUAUUUUCCCUCAUCAAAUUACUAGCACCUUUUGGCUCAAGUUGAAGACACUGAUGGCAUAUAUAACCACAUCUGAAAUGAUUGGCACCCUUGAUAAAGAUGAGCAAAAGCCUAUGCUAUAAAAAUAGUUGCACACUAUAUACAGUAUAUAAACUCCCAGUAAAUGUAUGGGGUAAACCAACGUUUCGACAUCACAGUGCCUUCUGCAGGGUAAUAUCAUGAAUGCUUGACUCUUUAUUUUUAAGCCUACAGUUUACUCGCAUUAGUCAGCACCUCUAACUUUUUUUGGAUGUGUGCCAGCUCAUGCUUUUCACAAAAGACUGUAAAAUCAAUCAUUCAAAUACCGAGGUAUAUUGUAUGCUAAAGAUUUGGAAAUUCUGUUAUUUUAUACUAAUACAAUUGCUCAGAGAAAAAUAUUUUGUUUAACAAUUAAUACCAAAACAAUCUCUCAGAUUGGUAUAAAAAUUGCCACCCGUUUUCAAUUCUUUGUGCACCCUCCCGUUGCGAGGAUAACGGCACUUAGAAAAAGGCUGUUUUAUGAGAUUGAAGAACACAUUGUGAGGGAUCUUAGACCAUUCCUAUGUACAUAAUCUUUCCAGAUCCAUCCUUCGGUCUUUGCUUAUGGACUGCCCUUUUCAAUUCAAACCACAAGUUUCCAAUGGGGUUCAAGUCCGGAGACUGAGUAAAAAUUUAGAUUUUUGUGGUCAAUAAAAAAGUGUGGAUUUUGAUGUUGGUCAUUGUCUUGCUGGAAGAUCCAUUUGCGGCCACGUUUAAUAUUUUUACAGUAGGUAUGAGGUUUUCUGCAUAUGCAUCCUUCUUUCGAUGCCAAAGAGCUCUAUUUCCGUCUCCAAUCUAAGUGCUAAUGCCAUUUAGCAAAAUCAAGGUGUUUACAUUUGUUGGUUAAUCUCAAUAAAGGCCUUUUUAUGGCAACCCUUCCAAAUAGACUAUUGGCAUGGAGGUUGCGUCUCAUUGUAGAUUUGGAGAUCCCAAGAUGUGAUUAAGUUCUGUAAUUCACAAACUGUGGCCUUUGGGAGGCAAAGAAAAGUCCAAAGUAUUUUCCUGAUUGUGCGUGUACAAGAAACUUGCAUCAUCUACCGGGCAAGUUUACCAACUUUUAAUUGUUGCCCUAAUAGUGGUAAGUGGUAGAUUUGUUUAUUUUUUUUACGAAGGUCAACAACCAUUUGUCUCUUGAUUUGGGAGUUUUGUCAUCCAUCACCAUGGAAAAAAGCAAAGGGAUUGUACAUGCGUGUUACCUCAUUUCUAUACCCCAGUGAAACAGGAAGCCAUGGAAGGCUACAAUAGUUCCUUAAACUGAGAUUAAUUUUAAAGUAGAAUGUUAAUCCAGGUUAAAUGUUUGAUUUUAUCAUUACAUUUACUUGUGAAACAAUCUUUCUGAGUAAUUGUUUUGAGCUCAGUAUCUGAAUUAUGUUUCUUUCAAGGGUGCCAACAAUUUCAGAUGUGACUGUAGCUACAGUAUCUGCUCGAUUCCAUUGUAAUGACAUUGGUUAACUUAUUACUAAUAAGUGGGCCUUUUUAUGGUGGUGUGUUUUAGGCCUGCCGCAGUACGAGGCCACCAAAGCCUACAUGCCCAAGGAGCCAGACGAGCUAGGUCUGCAGCAAGCAGAGGUAGUCAUCCUCCUGCAGAAAGAAGACGGUAAGUGUGGACGUAGAAAUAGUCUUGAUUUAAAACAAGCGGACCUGGUCAAAACAAGUAACAUAUCGGUAACACGUCACUUAAGGGGCAAUCUGCAGUAGCUACAUCAAUAUCUGGACCCAUUGAUUAUUUUAAGAAUAUAACUCAAAUGCCUCCUGAGCUUAGGUCAACUGUCGUACCCCAUCAGAACCCAAAAUGUAAGCUUGCUUUACUCUAAACAAAUUCAACUUAGAACAAACACGAGCCUCAAAAUGGUUCAAGCUAUAAUUUUGAUAUCAUGGUCAGUCCUUGCAUCCAUAGCUUUGAAUUUGUGGUUACAUUUCACCAACCCCAUCCCUCAGCUUUUUAGCAACCAUGGCAGGGAGUAUGCUUUGUUUCAACUUUGCUGCUUAAGGCAUAAAUAAUGCAUUAAGACUUGUAAUAUCUAUGAACCAGAGCUAUUGUAAAUCAUAUUGAGCGAGCAAAAGUGCUACCAAAAUAUCUUCCCUCCUGUCGUAGACUGGUGCCAUGGGGAGAGGAUGAGGGACGGAGAGAGAGGUUGGUUCCCUGCCAGUUGUGCCACGGAGAUCACCAACCGAAUUGCCAUGGAGAACAAUGUACAGCGUAUGAAGCGACUGCGCAAGGAGACCAACGUUUAAACAUCCCUGCCUCCAUAUCAGUAACAGACCUCACUAGCUUUGUCAGGAAGUUGUUGCCCUGUACAUUUGAAACGAGCAAUCUCGGUUGCUACAUUGUUGGAAAAUGUUAGUGCUGUAUGAAUUUAAUUGUACAACUGUACUUUGUCAGUUAUUCUGUAAAUGUUAUUUGAAACAAAUGCCAUGUGGCAUGGUGGUGGGACAACAUGUCAGUAAUGCCUUCCUCAUCAAUGUUAAGAGAAUUGUAUCAUGCCUGUGAGUGCCAAAUAAAUGAAUAUUCAAACUUGUAUACA
Messenger RNA from Coregonus sp. 'balchen', 33229 nucleotides. The record is from the annotation of a GenBank genome assembly. Lineage: Eukaryota; Metazoa; Chordata; Actinopteri; Salmoniformes; Salmonidae.